This is a messenger RNA of Alexandromys fortis (reed vole), 3062 nucleotides long. It is a transcript of the gene Slc6a16, whose product is annotated as solute carrier family 6 member 16. NCBI's taxonomy places the organism in Eukaryota, Metazoa, Chordata, Mammalia, Rodentia, Cricetidae. The record is from RefSeq and is a predicted model, not a curated record. Gene Ontology annotation, biological process: sodium ion transmembrane transport. Bases 598 to 2139 code for a protein of 513 amino acids. Gene Ontology annotation, cellular component: plasma membrane. The transcript is spliced from 11 exons.
AACUUAUCCACAGUCACAAGACUUUCCGAGCUGGAGUCGAACACUGAGGAAUGGGAAGGUGGGAUCCUAACUUGGUGUGUGUCAGCCUGGGACACACAGGCCGCAGUCUCAGAGACCCGGGUGGCAAAGGCUCGGGCCUGGGAGACCCAUGCUUUGGAGGCUCAGGUAAGAGGUGGCCCACAACCUAAGCCCAGUGCCACAAAAGAAGCAACUGUGACAACCUCAGAGGAGACAAGAUAUAUGAGCAGGGAAGAGAGUGACGUCUUCCUUCCCCGUCAGCUCUGGUCCAGCAAGCUUAAGUUCAUCCUGGCCAUGGUGAGCUACCUGCUGAUGCCGAUUCAGCUCUGGCGCUUUGUCUCACAGUGGCUUCACAAAGGAGGCUGCAGCUUUCUUAUAAUGUACACCUUAAUGUUGUUCUGGAUUGGAAUUCCUCUGCUCUUCCUGGAGAUGGCCGUUGGCCAGAGGGUACAGCGUGCCAGCAUUGACCUGUGGAAGGCCCUGGGUCCCUGAUUUGGUGGACUGGGAUACAGCUCUUUCUUGGUGUGCUUCAUCAUCAACACCUACACGAAUCUGUUUAAUUCCUGGAUCCUCUUCUACAUGAGCCACAUAUUCUACUUCACUGUUCCAUGGCAGCACUGUCCCGUUCAAAGGAACUCCAGUAGCUUUGAUCCCGAAUGUGAGCAGGCAACAUCCUACACGUACUUUUGGUACCGGCAGACCCUGAAAGCCUCAGACAGGAUAGAGGACGGAGGGCCUCUAGCUUUCAACCUGGGCAUAUGCCUCUUUCUGGCUUGGUGUCUCGUUUGUGUUUUCAUAAUGAAUGGGAUCAAGUCCUUUGAGAAGGUUCUGAACGUCCUGGUGAUACUUCCCUAUCUCAUCAUCUUCUGCUUCUUCUUCCGGACUCUGCCCAUGGAGGGAACAGUAUAUGGGCUGAAACACCUGCUGGUUCUCAAGGUGGCAAGCAUUUACGACACAAACAUGUGGUCCCAAGCAGGGGUCCAGGUCAUGUUAGACAUGGGCCUAGGCUUUGGGCCCAUCGUCUACUUGUCCUCAUACAUGCCUGACUUCAACAACUGUCUGGGGGACGCCUUCCUUAUGGUCCUGAUCAAGAUGAUCACCUUGCUGUUCUUCAUGCCUUUCAUCCUCUCGAUCCUGGGCUUCUGGGCCACCAUAACCACACAUCGCUGCUGUGAGAAGAACGCAGAGAAACUUAAGAUGCUGGUAGCCCAGGGGAUCCUACCUCCUGAGGUGCGGCCCCCUACCCUGACGAAAAACCCAACCUCCACCUACAAUUCCUGGCUCGACCGCCUCCUGCCACCCUUGAGGAGCUCCGUCCUCAGUAAGGUGCCUGAAUGCAACAUCCAGGAGCAUUUUCUGAAGAUUGAGGAGAGCCCCCGCUUCGUGUUCCUGACCUUCACGGAGGUCAUCUCUCUGCUCCCUGGGUCGUUCUUCUGGACUGUGCUCUUUUUCCUGCUGCUGCUGAGUCUGAGUUUGUGUGCCAUGGUGACGUUCAUGCUGGGCAUCAUCACCCCGCUCCAGGACACCUUCCCCUUCUUCAGGAGACAGCCAAGGAUUCUUACAGUGGGUGCUUCCGUGCUGAUGUUCCUGUGCGGCCUCUUCUUCAUCCAACCUUCAGGCAUCUACUACUAUUGGCUGCUGAGUGAAUACUGGAUCGUCCUGCCCAUCCUCAGUAUUGCCUUGUGUGAAAACCUUGCUGUAGCCUGGGCCUACAGGGCCAAGAGGUUCCUUGCAGACAUGAUGGCGCUACUAAGCCUCCCCAUCUGCCCUAUCUGUGGCUGGGCAUGGUGCUAUGUGUCCCCAGUGGUGCUGCUAGGCCUGCUAAUAGCUGUCUUCAUUCAGCUGGGCAUGAGGCCCCUCACCUACACGGCCUGGAACUCCAGCACUUCAAAAGAGACAGUUCAACAAUACCCAAUGUGGGCCUUGAUUCUGACAGUCGGGCUGUAUGUCAUCGUCCUCAUUCCCAUUCCUGCCUACAUUGCAUACUGCCUCACCCUGGGGAUUCCCUUCAGGCCUACAGCAUCCCCUAAGCUCUCCAGCGGAAGUGGCCAGCCACUGACUAAGAAAAAGGCCUCAGAGGAUAUUUCACAGGGCUACAAAACAAAGUCCUCAUCAGCCUGAUGGCGGAGCCCCUAACUUCCCUCAUUGGACCAGACAUCCUGCAUCUCUCACUGUAGACUGAAGGAGAUGCCCGGGGAGGGGAGGAGCCACAGAUCCCUAAUGGCUGUGCAGCCCCUUCCUGGCUGGACUCUUCCAUUCCUGCAUAGCACUUCUCCAGCCCUCGCUCACUCAGUGUGUGUGCACGUUCACUGAGCUCCAGGUGUAGCCUGCCAACCCUGCUCCUGGUCCUGGGUCUCCUGCGGGGGCGAGAGAAGCCCAAUGUUGAUGGCCAAUAAAUCAGACUGUGGCUCCACACUGAGUGUGAGGGGUUUUCCUGUAAAGGUCUCAAGUAGUUGGCCUUUUCCACAAUGCUGCCAUUGUUUUCUAGAGCUACAUUUUACAUAUCUAGCCCUGAGUUCCCGUGCUCUCCCUGCCCCAUGAAUUCGGAUGCUAGAUUAGCUCCCAAGCCUUGUCUAGAACCUGCUCCUCAGUCAAGAUGUUCUCAAAAUGGCCUCAGCAAAAUGGGAAGGAUAGCAUCAUCCUUGCUGCUAAGAAUAGUAACCCCAUCACAGGCCACAGAGUCUUAAAAUUCAUCCGGUGGGCCAGGCGGUGGUGGCGCACACCUUUAAUCCCAGUACUUGGGAGGCAGAGGCAGGUGGAUCUCUGUAAAUUUGAGGACAGCCUGGUCUACAAAGUGCUUUCCAGGACAGCCAGGACUGUUUCACAGAGAAACCCUGUCUUGAGAAACAAAACAAUCAUCUGGUAUAUAUGUAGUGGUGUGUGUGUCUAUAUGUGUGUGUGCACACACACACUACAGCAUGCAUGUGGAGGUCAGAGAACAACUAGCAGGAUUUGUUUCUUUCUUUCAACAUGUGGUCCCAGUAAUAAUUCAGGUCAUCAGGUGUAGGCUGAGCCAUUGUACCAAACUCUAAAAGUCCUUUUUG